This is a messenger RNA of Oncorhynchus masou masou (cherry salmon), 685 nucleotides long. RefSeq names its product C-type lectin domain family 12 member B-like. Lineage: Eukaryota; Metazoa; Chordata; Actinopteri; Salmoniformes; Salmonidae. The record is from RefSeq and is a predicted model, not a curated record. Bases 86 to 685 code for a protein of 199 amino acids. The transcript is spliced from 5 exons.
UGCAUGGAGAAGACACAGCUACAGACGCAUAUUAGAGCAGAUGUAAGAAGUAGAAGUUACUGUACUUGAUCACAAGUGUGUUAGAAUGUCAGAGGGAGUCUAUCAAAACUCAGAUGGAUUUGAAGACGAUGAGCUUGAUGUAAUGAAGAACACAGACAUUGAUGGCCAAUUAUAUGCCAACGUAAGAGCCUUCAAGUCCAGUACAAGAGAUGGAGUUGUUGCUUCAGUACAUGUUCAGUGGUGGAAGAGACCCUCUGGAGUUGCUGCAGUGUGUCUGGGGCUGCUGUGUGUUCUCCUACUGGCUGGGAUCAUAGGCCUGUCUGUCUACUAUGGAGUCAUUGAUCAUCACGACUCAACAGAGAUAGACCAGCUACAGGACAGCAACAGCCUUCUGACUAAAGAGAGAGACCAGCUACAGACCCGUUACAACAACCUGACUAAAGAGAGAGACCAGCUACAGACUGAGAAAGUUUUUCUUAGCGAGAGGCUUUCCAAUCUCAGACAAACCUGUCCUGAAUGCUGGCAGAAGUUUGAAUCCAGUUGGUACUUCCUGUCUACUGAGACUAAAACCUGGAAGGGGAGCAGAGAGGACUGUCUGGAGAGAGGAGCAGACCUGGUGAUCAUAAACAGUGAUAAGGAACAGGAGUUUCUCUUCAACCUCAACAAGGAGUCUGGAUUGGUCUGA